AUGAGCCAACAAAAAACAAACGGCGUUACCUCUGUAUCUUUAUUAUCGAAGAAAUCUACAAGCACACAAACCAUGAAUAUUUCUACAGAUCAAGAGAGUCUAACAUACCUAAUCCAAGGUCUAAUUUCUUGUAGUCUGGCACACUUUAAUCUUGACAUGAAUGUAAUCUUCAUUGGCGGUAAAACGGAAGGUGUAUGCAAAAUUAGCAGCGUGGACCUACGUUUAUCAAGUGUGUCGCUGUAUUGUGAGUAUGAGCUCGGAAAUUUUUACAUUUCCCAACCACCGCCAAGUUUUUCAGGAUUUCCUAUUAUUUUGAAGAGUCCAUUUAACUCAAUUGGGAUGAUCAUUACGGGACUCGAUCAGAGCAAAACAAAGUUUAUUGAUAAUAUUAACUAUAUUAUCGAAUUUGUUGAAAUGUUUGAAGUUGAAGAUCACAGCAUUAACAACUCUGAUCCUUCUACAAAAACAUCUGCAGCUCCGCAGACCAGAACAGUCGCGACACAGACGAAUCCCUGCAUUGAGAACAAAGAAACGCUAACCUAUAUUGCGAAAGGUAUAAUGUUCAAGAGCAUAUGCUUUUUUACUUGGGAUGAAUAUGAAGCAUUUAGAUUCGGAAAAAAAGAGGGCAUAUUGCGGCUUAUUAGUUCUAACUCCAAAUUAACUGGCAUGACACUAACAUGCAAUUACACACUAUCAAAACGUCAACUCAAUUUUCAGGGUGAUGUUGGUUAUCCCAUAAUUGUGAGCUGUUCGUAUGGAAGUGUCAAGACUUUACUUACACUUGAUAAGAAGAUGAUUAUGGAUAAUAAUCCUAUGGACAUUACUGAUUUUUCUUCAACACCACAGCAG
Messenger RNA from Funneliformis geosporum, 849 nucleotides. Lineage: Eukaryota; Fungi; Glomeromycota; Glomeromycetes; Glomerales; Glomeraceae. The record is from the annotation of a GenBank genome assembly.